Sebastes umbrosus (honeycomb rockfish) is the source of this 1243-nucleotide messenger RNA. RefSeq names its product sterol-C5-desaturase (gene sc5d). The coding region runs from base 132 to 1019 and encodes 295 amino acids. The transcript is spliced from 5 exons. The record is from RefSeq and is a predicted model, not a curated record. Gene Ontology annotation, molecular function: iron ion binding; oxidoreductase activity. NCBI's taxonomy places the organism in Eukaryota, Metazoa, Chordata, Actinopteri, Perciformes, Sebastidae.
UUGGCUGCACCUUGUAUGACGUAAGAGGUAACUCGGUUCUGAUUGGUCGCUCAGUCACCUUUAGUUCAGUACGAUCCCUCCCCCUUUCUGCCGUUGUACUGGACAACAAGCAACCUACACAAGAUUCAACCAUGGAUCUCGUGCUGAAUGUUGCCGACUACUACGUCCUCAGCCCGUACGUGUACCCUACGUCGUGGGCCGAGGACGGGGCCCUACGGCAGAUCAUCAGCCUGUUGGUGCUGACCAACCUCGGCGCUGCAGUCCUGUACCUGGGCCUGGGAGCCGUCAGUUACUUCUUCGUCUUCGACCACAAUCUGAUGAAACACCCACACUUCCUAGAGAAUCAGGUUCAGAGGGAGAUCAAAUAUGCGAUGACGUCUCUUCCCUGGAUCAGCAUCCCCACAGUGGCUUUGUUUUUCGCUGAAGUUAGAGGAUACAGCAAACUGUACGACAACGUCCAUGAAUCUCCGCUGGGUUGGCCUGGACUCUUCCUCAGUAUGAUCUCCUUCCUGCUCUUCACUGACAUGUGUAUCUACUGGAUUCAUCGGUUCCUACAUCAUAAGCUCAUUUACAAGCUGUUUCACAAACCCCACCACUUGUGGAAGAUCCCGUCUCCCUUCGCCAGCCACGCCUUCCACCCGGUGGACGGCUUCAUGCAGGGACUCCCGUACCACAUCUACCCCUUCUUCUUCCCCCUCCACAAGGUGCUCUACUUGGCCCUGUACGUUUUCGUCAACAUCUGGACCAUCUCUAUCCAUGACGGCGACUACCGCGUCCCCGGCACUCUGACGGGUGCCAUCAACGGCUCGGCCCACCACACCGACCACCACCUCUUCUUCGACUACAACUACGGCCAGUACUUCACCCUGUGGGACCGCCUGGGAGGCUCCUACAAGCACCCGUCGGCUAUGAUGGGGAAGGGUCCACACGACCUCAUCCGAAAGCUUCAAGCUGAGGGAAAGUUAGGAGUGAAGGCUAAAGGGCAAGUGAAUGGACAGGUCACAAGUAAGGAGGAGUAACAGGAGGGGAAGUAACGAUUAAACCCUCAAAGUGAUCACUAUUUUUCUAAAGACAAUGUGCUGCACUCAGCUGGGAAACAUAUCAGAGCGUAAUUUGAGUUCCUGUAUUUGCCAAAUAAGCUGCUGUGAGAUUUUAAAUACUACUUGAUAAGACGAAUGUAAGAUGGUUUCCCCUCGGGUCAACCCUGUCGCCACAAUAAAACGUUGGCGUAAGUUUCUGCAAA